Messenger RNA from Bufo gargarizans (Asiatic toad), 3273 nucleotides. It is a transcript of the gene PKMYT1, whose product is annotated as protein kinase, membrane associated tyrosine/threonine 1. The record is from RefSeq and is a predicted model, not a curated record. Gene Ontology annotation, biological process: protein phosphorylation. NCBI's taxonomy places the organism in Eukaryota, Metazoa, Chordata, Amphibia, Anura, Bufonidae. The transcript is spliced from 8 exons. The coding region runs from base 896 to 2542 and encodes 548 amino acids. Gene Ontology annotation, molecular function: ATP binding; protein kinase activity.
GAGGAGAACCGAACUGAGAGAGACGGAGCCAGGGGGAACCGAACCGAGACAGAACCGAACUGAGAGACAGAGCCAGGGGGGAACCGAACCGAGACAGAACCGAACUGAAAGAGACAGAGCCAGGGGGAACCCAACCGAGACAGAACUGAACUGAGAGACAGAGCCAGGGGGGAACCCAACCGAGACAGAACCGAACUGAGAGAGACAGAGCCAGGGGGGAACCGAACUGAGAGAGACGGAGCCGCGGGGGGAACCCAACCGAGACAGAACUGAACUGAGAGACAGAGCCAGGGGGAACCGAACCGAGACAGAACCGAACUGAGAGAGACGGAGCCGGUGGGGGAACCGAACCGAGACAGAACCGAACUGAGAGAGACAGAGCCAGGGGGGAACCCAACCGAGACAGAACCGAACUGAGAGAGACAGAGCCAGGGGGGAACCCAACCGAGACAGAACCGAACUGAGAGAGACAGAGCCAGGGGGGAACCCAACCGAGGCAGAACCGAACUGAGAGAGACAGAGCCAGGGGGGAACCGAACUGAGAGAGACAGAGCCAGGGGGGAACCCAACCGAGACAGAACCGAACUGAGAGAGACAGAGCCAGGGGGGAACCCAACUGAGACGGGGACGGGGGGGACUGAGUGGGGGAAGCCGAACUGAGAGAGACCCAAGGGGGGGUGGGGACAGACAGAGCUGAGGGAGGACGAGACGGGUGACAGACACAUCAGACACCGGUCUAGGACCUGACGGGCAGAUAUGACCAACUGAGAAAAUCCAAGUGUCCUGGAGACCGAGGGAGAAACACGGCGACUACUAGAGCGUGGCGACCGGAAGUGACUGCAUCGGAUGAAUGAUCGUCCAUGAUCCUGUCGUGGAUUCCUUGUAAGGGCGAGCCAUGCCGGUGCCAGGAGAUGACAUGGCUGACGCUUUGAUGACCCGAACGCCUAUCCCAGUGCCUGCACAUUUCAGUCAAGCAGAGCAGAGCUUCUCCCACAAAAAGAGGGGGCGAGCCCUCUGCUACACCCUGCCCCCACGGCCCCCGGUGAAGAGUAUCCCUCCCCUCAGCCGUAUCUUUCCUAACAAGCAGCGGUCCUGGAGCCAGCCUCGCCCCCAGAGCGUGUCCUUCCAGAGCCCCCGCCACAAGCAGCCGGUCAGCCACCUGUACGACCACAGCAAGGAGGAGACCUUAUUCAAGCAGUGCUUCCAGAUCGUCUGCAAGCUGGGGAGGGGCUCCUUCGGGGAGGUGUAUAAGGUGCGGAGUCGUGAGGAUGGCGCUGUGUACGCAGUGAAGCGAUCAGUUUCCCCGUUCCGGGGAGAAUCGGACCGUCUCCGCAAACUCCAGGAGGUGAGGAAACAUGAGCGUGUUGGGGAGCACCCCAACUGCCUGCGAUUGAUCCGCGCCUGGGAGGAGAAGCGCAUGCUGUACCUGCAGACGGAGCUGUGCGUGUGCAGCCUGCAGCAGCGUUCGGAGGAGCUGGGCGAGCCUCUGCCUCCACCUCAAAUCUGGAAUGUAACCUGUGACCUCCUUCGAGGUCUUAAACAUCUCCAUGACCGCAACCUGCUGCACUUGGACAUCAAGCCCGCCAAUGUGUUCAUCGCCUACUCCGGGGUCUACAAGCUGGGGGACUUUGGUCUGAUGGUGGAGCUGGAUGGAGCAGAAGGGAGUGGGGAGGCCCAGGAGGGAGACCCUCGUUAUAUGGCUCCAGAGCUUCUGGACGGGGUGUUCACGAAGGCUGCAGAUGUGUUCAGCCUCGGGAUGACGCUGCUUGAAGUGGCUUGUAACAUGGAGGUCCCAAAGGGUGGGGAAGGCUGGCAGCAGCUGCGGCAGGGUCACCUCCCCAUAGAGUUCACGUCAGACCUGCCCCCAGAUUUCCUGAAGGUGCUGUCUGGGAUGUUGGAGCCGGAUUAUCGACGUCGGGCUACUGUGGACUGGCUGCUGUCUCUUCCUGCUGUCCAGAGGGCUGAGGGGUGGCGGAAAGUGACCCUAACGACCAGAGGCGUCCUCACUCGGGGGGUGGCCGUAUUGCAGUUUCUCCUGUGGCUCAUCACCGUGGUCUUCUGCGCCCUGAGGCGUCCAGUGAGGCGGCUUUUACGCUGGAACGUUAUUCUGGACUCUCCACCGUCUUCUCCAUCCCAAAAUCGAUGCUUAGAAAGCAGCUUUUCCAGUGACUGGGAGGAUGAAAGUUUUGGGGAUGAUGUAUUUGAGGUGCCUCCAAGUCCCCUGGGCUACCCCAGGAAUAUCACCUACCAUGCUCAGGAAUUCCCCCUCAGUUGCAGACAUUCUCCAGAUCUGUUGUCGCGGCCGUCUCUGGGCAGCACGUCCACACCCCGCAAUCUGUCUCCUGACUACAACCUGCGGCAGAGGUCGGCGCUGCCUCCGACACCGAACGUGAGCCGGAUCAGCCAGGACUCCCCGUGCAGUGUGAAGUCGAUGAGCCCAGACAGCAGCGGCAGUUCUUCAGGCUUUGUGGACGCUGAGGCACCUCGCUCUUUUCUACCUCGAAACCUCCUUAGUAUUUUUGAUGAGGCGUCUGAGCAGUAGACCUCUUUAUUUUCUGAGAAGGAACGUGCUGGUCCGUAGGAUCAGCGGUUCUGGGAGGUGCCCAGACUCCUUUGGAUGUUAGACAUUAAUAAAGGGGCAUCUGCACUACUGUUUUUGGGUGAUGACCCCAUAGACCCAGGGAAGGCGUGCCGUGUACGGUCCGGCCAUCGGCCUUAUUGCUGGAUGUGACGUGGUGUCUUCUGUGUGGAGAAGGUGGAGGGUUCAUUAAAGAUCAUUCCGGUGCCUUUCUGUUCUUCGGUGUAGAGGAUUUGAUGCAGCGCUUUCCUGGAGGAGGCGGCGGCGGCGGCACCUGGUAGUGUGCCUCCUUUCUCUGCGGCAGAGGCACACGGAGUCUGGUGUCGGUUUAUCUAAAUGACGGUGCAGACAAGUUUUCAGAAAAGGUUUAUUAUUGCAUUAGUAAUACUGGCCUCGUGCAAAGCCCCGUCUGUCUGCUCCAGCCACCCCAGGAGGAGCAGCUAAAGGCUCAAUAGUCUAGACGAGGUGUAAGGCAACUAUUCCUCCUGGCACUCGAGAAGUGGGAACUACAGCCUCAUCUCAUGCUAUCUCAUACUCGCUGGGGGGUCUAAAGAAACGGCUGUCCUGUAAGAAUGACUUCUAGCGCUCUGUCUGGACACUUGGGGCAGGGGGGGUGGUGGUGUCGGUGCCCUCACAACUCUUCCCCUUCAUGAUAUCAGUGAAUGAAAUGUUAUUAAACUUUCUCUACACCAGAA